Molecule: messenger RNA, 2085 nt
Organism: Camelus dromedarius (Arabian camel)
Lineage: Eukaryota; Metazoa; Chordata; Mammalia; Artiodactyla; Camelidae
Gene: THAP4
Product: THAP domain containing 4
Exons: 6
Coding region: 238-1968 (576 amino acids)
Source: RefSeq, a predicted model, not a curated record
UGGGCUGCGCCCCGCCCGGUGUCGGGGAUCCCGGGUGCGCCGAGGGCUGGGCCGGGCGGCCGGGCGGCGGACCGCCGGGCGCCGCCAUCUUGCCGUACGGCGGGAGCCGCGGGGCCGGCUCCCACGUCCCGCAGCCGUGUCGCCGCGCGCCCUCCCCUCGGGGCGGUCCCGCUCGGGGCUCGGCGCGGCGAGGCGAGGGCCGGAGCCUGGCGGCGGCGCUGCGGCCGGAGGCCCGAGAUGGUGAUCUGCUGCGCUGCCGCGAACUGCUCCAACCGGCAGGGCAAGGGGGAGAAACGCGCCGUCUCCUUCCACAGAUUUCCCCUAAAGGACUCAAAACGUCUGAUCCAGUGGUUAAAGGCAGUUCAGAGGGAUAACUGGACCCCCACUAAGUACUCUUUCCUCUGUAGCGAACAUUUCACCAAAGACAGCUUCUCCAAGAGACUGGAGGAUCAGCACCGCCUGCUCAAGCCCACGGCCGUGCCCUCCAUUUUCCACCUGGCUGAGAAGAAGAGGGGGGCUGGAGGCCAUGGCCGCACCAGGAGGAGGGACACCAGGAAGGCCUCGGGGGGUGUGAGGGCACACUCAAGUGACGGGGACGGGAAGGCAGCUGCAGGGUCGACAUCGUCCUCGAGUGAAAGCCCAAUGGCCAAGCCGGAGUCCCGCAAGGCGAAGCGGGCUGCACUGCAGGGUAAAGCCACACCCAGGGCCGCCCCGGGAGCUGCCAGUCCAGAACAGGCCCCGCAGGCCCCGGAAGGAAGUCCAGAUGGUGGUCCGGCCCCUGCCAUGUUUGGCAGCCAGGGAGCAGCCAGCGCGCUCACUGGAGACGCAGGUGAUGAGAACGCCACGUCCCCCGCCGGGGGCCUGGUGGACAAGAGUGGCAUUUCCAUGGAUGACUUUACCCCCCUGGGAUCUGGGGCCUGCAAAUUUAUUGGCUCGCUCCAUUCGUACAGUUUCUCCUCCAAGCACACCCGAGAGAGGCCAUCUGUCCCCCGCGAGCCUGUCGACCGAAAGAGGCUGAAGAGGGACGUGGAGCCAGGCUGCAGUGGGACUGGCCCGGGGCCCGACAAGGGCUCUGUGCAGAGCCCCCCGACCUCAUCCCUGACGGCGACACCUCAGAAGCCCUCCCAGAGCCCCUCAGCACCUCCCGCCGAUGUCACCCCGCAGCCAGCCGCCGAGGCGGUGCAGAGCGAGCAGAGUGACGCCAGCCCCAUGUCCAUCAACGAGGUCAUCCUAUCGGCCUCGGGCGCCUGCAAGCUCAUCGACUCGCUACACUCAUACUGCUUCUCCUCGCGGCAGAGCAAGAGCCAGGUGUGCUGCCUGCGGGAGCAGGUGGAGAAGAAGAAUGGCGAGCUCAAGGCCCUGCGCCAGAGGGUCAGCCGCUCGGACAGCCAGGUGCGCCAGCUGCAGGAGAAGCUGGCCGAGCUGCGGAGAGUGAGCUUCCCCUACCUGAGCAGCCUGCCGACCCCCGGCCACGAGCCCGCCAGGAUGAACCCCGUGGUGGAGCCGCUGUCCUGGAUGCUGGGCACCUGGCUGUCAGACCCGCCGGGCGCUGGUACCUUCCCGACACUGCAGCCCUUCCAGUACCUGGAGGAGGCGCACAUCUCCCAUGUGGGCCAGCCUAUGCUGAACUUCUCGUUCAGCGCCUUCCACCCGGACACACACAAGCCCAUGCACAGGGAGUGUGGCUUCAUCCGCCUGCAGCCCGACACCAACAAGGUGGCCUUCGUCAGCGCCCAGAACACAGGCAUCGUGGAGGUGGAGGAGGGCGAGGUGAAUGGGCAGGAGCUGUGUAUUGCGUCCCACUCCAUCGCCAGGAUCUCCUUCGCCAGGGAGCCCCACGUGGAACAGAUUACGCGAAAAUUCAGACUGAAUUCUGAAGGCAAACUUGAACAGACGGUCUCCAUGGCGACCACUACCCAGCCCCUGACGCCGCAUCUCCACGUCACCUACAAGAAGGUCACCCCGUGACCCCGGUAGAGCGUCUGGCCUGCGUGCUGACACUUGGGCUUCUCAGUGGCCAGGGCGGGGGCGGCACGGGUGUUCCUGGGACGGCAGAGCAAACCAAAUAAAAGGCCUUUAUUUUUA